Messenger RNA from Trichobilharzia szidati, 1817 nucleotides. The record is from the annotation of a GenBank genome assembly. NCBI's taxonomy places the organism in Eukaryota, Metazoa, Platyhelminthes, Trematoda, Strigeidida, Schistosomatidae.
AAGCUAGACACCAGUGUAAAUUACACGAGGGACGUCGCCAAAGCUUACGGCACUUUACACUUUAUGCAUAGGCAACUGGGAGCUCUUACUCCUGAACUAUUCCUAACGUUGUAUACGACAUACGUGAGGCCACUCCUUGAGGUGCAUAAUAUCAUUGCUCCUCCGCUACUCAAAAGGGAUGCUAACAUGCUAGAAAGUGUCCAGAGACGAGCGACAAAAUAGGUGAUCGGCCUCCGCAACAAAUCAUAUGAGGAGAGACUGAAGAAAUUAAGUCUUUUCACACUUAGUUACCGUAGUCACAAGGGAGACCUCAUCACCGUCUAUAAGAUCCUAAAUGACCAGGCCCAUCCUGAUAAGAGCAUCCUGCCAUUAAGUGAUUAUAGGCUUCCACGAGGUAACCCGCUAAGGAUAGCACACCAGAGACCAAGGACUCGAGUGCGUUCACAUUUCUUCUCGCUUCGAGUUUGCCGUCUCUGGAACGCUUUACCGGCGGCCGUAACUACAGCUCCAUCUGUGGAGAUUUCUAAGCGGAAGCUGGACAAUCAUGCAGAAAUGCAUGGUUUGUGUCUCAAUGGCUUACCCUCUUAAAAUUUGAAACCACAUUGUCAAUGGAUAAGCAUACAAGCUAAAUCCCCACGACCCGUCCUGUCUUCUCCCACUGUACCGACUACUCUAUCUUUUCUUUCUUUCUUUAUUAUUUCACUUAUCUCAACCUAUAUUAUCUACACUACAACCUAUUAUUAUCAUUAUUAUUAUUAUUACUCUACUUUUAUGACUAUACCGAAUGACCAACGGGUGUUAGGUCAAACUCCAUUCACGGCAGCAGCUGAGUCCUAACAUACUGCACACUACAAACCACAAUCUUGACCAAUCCUCGCAUCACUCCUCCUGGAGUCUACCAGAGCUAAAGCAGUCGAUUGGCGGGAUUUACUACGCAUAAGUUCACCGAAGAUCUGGAACCUCUACCUUAAAAUCAAGAAGCGAGCUCAAAGAAAUCACUGGUUUAUACUAGCUCGUAAUCAGGAUAUUGGAUAUUGGAAGUGUUGUGAAGAUUCAUACACACCGUCUACUCAACCUGUCACAGUAUCAAGUAGGAGAAGGAAAAGCCGAGUGUCAUCAGUGCUAAAGUCUCUUGAAAAUAAAGAUGGCCUUCUCUCUCAGCCUCGUUUGUCGAUGUCACUGCCUCCAUCUUUGAAAUCUUGGCUUAUAGAUGAUUGGGAUUUGAUUACUCGUCAAGCUCGGCUUUAUGAACUGCCUGCUUCUCAGCCAAUAUGUAAUGUUUUAUCAGAUUUCUUAGAAGCUUCUGAGGCUGAAAUCGCUAAGUCGGAAUCAACUUGUGAAGCAAAAGAAGACUGCACUUCUUCUGAACCUGAGAACUCUCAGCUAAAUACUACUAAGUUGGCAAUAAACCCGGGUGUAAGGCGUGAAUUUGUUGCCGGAAUUCAGCAUUUUUUCAAUCUUACUAUUGGUUCUCAUCUUUUAUACAAAUUUGAACGACUACAAUAUGCUGAGCUAUUGAAGCAUCAUACAGAUAAGAGAAUGUCAGAUAUUUAUGGUUCAAUCCACUUGUUGAGGUUGUUUGGUUUCUGAAACAAAAUGAAAGCCGUUACUUCCGAAUUGAAGAUUACUGUGUGGCGACAGCAGAAUAUCAACGAAGAGCAAUGUGUUGAAUGCGCAUAUAACUAACUGUCACCGUUGUGAAAAAAAAUUGAUACCUAUGCUCUGAAAUAGAACGUAUAAUAUAAUUCCAUAUUAGUUUGUUUAUUAGAUGGAUGUAUCACACACAGUCAGUCAGUGAAACAGUAUUAGUAUUUACU